AUGACCUUCCUCUGGCUCCUCUCCUGCUGCGCCCUCCUGGGCACGGCCUUUUGCUGCGGGGUCCCCGCCAUCCCGCCAGUGCUGAGCGGCCUGUCCAGGAUCGUCAAUGGGGAGGAGGCCGUGCCCGGCUCCUGGCCCUGGCAGGUGUCCCUGCAGGACAGCACCGGCUUCCACUUCUGCGGGGGGUCCCUCAUCAGCGAGGACUGGGUCGUCACCGCUGCCCACUGCGGGGUCACAACCUCCGAUGUGGUUGUGGCUGGCGAGUUUGACCAGGGCUCAGACGCCGAGAGCAUCCAGGUGAUAAACAUCACGAAGGUUUUCAAGAACCCCAGGUACAUCUGGUUCACAAACAGCAACGACAUCACCCUGCUGAAGCUGGCCACGCCCGCGCGCUUCUCCCAGACCGUGUCCGCUGUGUGCCUGCCCAGCGCCUCCGACAACUUCCCGGCCGGGACGCUGUGCGUCACCACCGGCUGGGGCCUGACCAAGUACACCGACGCCAACACCCCCGACAGGCUGCAGCAGGCGGCCCUGCCCCUGCUGUCCAACGCUGCCUGCAGGAGGUACUGGGGCCUCAGGAUCACCAAAAGCAUGAUCUGCGCCGGCGCCAGCGGCGUCUCCUCCUGCAUGGGCGACUCUGGCGGCCCCCUGGUCUGCCAGAAGGAUGGAGUCUGGACCCUGGUGGGCAUCGUGUCCUGGGGCAGCAGCACCUGCUCCACCUCCACACCAGCUGUGUACGCCCGCGUCACUCAGCUCGUCUCCUGGGUGCAUCAGAUCGUGGCCGCCAACUGAGCCCCCGGCCUCACCCCGGCCUCCCUAGUGAGCUUGCUUCUACAAAGCCUCAAUAAACCAGUG
This is a messenger RNA of Phacochoerus africanus (Common warthog), 855 nucleotides long. RefSeq names its product chymotrypsinogen 2-like. Gene Ontology annotation, molecular function: serine-type endopeptidase activity. The record is from RefSeq and is a predicted model, not a curated record. Gene Ontology annotation, biological process: proteolysis. Bases 1 to 792 code for a protein of 263 amino acids. The transcript has 7 exons. NCBI's taxonomy places the organism in Eukaryota, Metazoa, Chordata, Mammalia, Artiodactyla, Suidae.